Messenger RNA from Tachysurus fulvidraco (yellow catfish), 1635 nucleotides. It is a transcript of the gene rhbdd1, whose product is annotated as rhomboid domain containing 1. Gene Ontology annotation, cellular component: membrane. Lineage: Eukaryota; Metazoa; Chordata; Actinopteri; Siluriformes; Bagridae. Gene Ontology annotation, molecular function: serine-type endopeptidase activity. Bases 359 to 1339 code for a protein of 326 amino acids. The transcript is spliced from 10 exons. The record is from RefSeq and is a predicted model, not a curated record.
UGUGCCUGGUGAUCCACAUGGGGAUUGGCUCCAGGUUCUCUGUGACUCUGGGCAGGAUAAGAGGAAGCUCUGAGGGAAAGCUGCGCGAGCCACCAUUUCGGUUUGUUUACUUCCGGUAUGGCGCUGAUGAAAUGAAAUGAAAAGUCUCAGUAUAACAUGUAACGUGUAAAGUGGCUGUGAUGCGCUUGUGGGGUAUAAUAACGCUGUGAGAACCGUGUGAGCAGUUAUAACGCAUCAGACUGCUUUAAACUCUCCGUUAUUCGGAACAGACAGUUAAAGCAGGACAAAGUUUACACGGGAAUUCUGUGGUUUGAGCAUCGCUCUGUCAGGACAUUCUUAACAUUCUCAAACCCUCACAAUGAGAAACAGACAGCGAGGAUUUAACCUAGGCCUGCUCCUGCUGGCGUCUCAGGUGUUCCAGCUCGGCACAGACAACAUCCCUCCUGCUACACUGGUGACACUCGGCCUUAACGUCUACCUCUUCCUGUUUCCUGUUAAACCCAUUAUGCAGACAUGUGUCAGCAUACAGCAGGUGUUCUGGCGUGGAGACUGGCGUCGUCUCCUGUUGUCCCCUUUCCACCACGUCGACGACUGGCACCUUUACUUCAACAUGGUGUCCUUCCUCUGGAAGGGCGUCAAACUGGAGCGCAGGCUCGGCACCGCCUGGUUCGCCUACAUCCUGUCAGUCUUCUCUCUGCUUACCGGAUUGGUCUAUCUGCUCCUGGAGGCGGGGCUAACGGAGCUGAUGGAUGAUUGGUCCUUCAGCAUGCAGUGCGCUGUAGGGUUUUCGGGUGUUCUGUUUGGGCUGAAAGUUGUGAACAAUUAUUAUAACCCGGGUGGAGUCCAAUACAUCAUAGGCUUUCCAGUAUCCAAAAGAUACGCAUGCUGGGUGGAGCUAGUUCUCAUUCACAUCCUGAACCCAGGGACCUCCUUCGUCGGGCAUCUGUCUGGAAUUUUGGUGGGGCUUCUCUACACUACUGGCCCCCUCAGAAUACUAAUGCAAACAUGUGCAGGUUUUGUUAGCGGUCACGGAAACUACAGCAGAAGUCGCACGCACUACAACUCGUCAGGUCGUAGUGGAUAUAGAAUGCAGGACACUCCAAACAGCCGUCCUGACGACGGCCAGGGUCUCCGUUACAGAGCCGAGCCGUCAGCGCCUUCUCACCCGUACACAGCCGGUCUGUCGGAGCAGGAGCAGAUCGAGGCAGCACUUAUUGCCAGCCUGCAAGACCAAAGACAGCGAGCUCACAGCAGACCACCGUAUGGGUUCAACACCAACUCUGAGAUCACCACGGAGGAAAUACGUCAACGCCGACUUCAGAGAUUUAACAUAAAAUAAACAAGCAAAGACCUUUAAAAGCUUAUAACUUCUAAUGAUACACGUCUACACGAGGCCUUCAUACAGACGGGAAGGUUUUCUCAGGAUGGCUAACGUGUCUCUGGUGGACGCGCACUUUCAGACCUCCUAACUGCAGAUGUCUCUGUCCUGAAACCUGGCUUUUAUUCCUCUUUUAUACACAGUCAUAUACGCCAUUGUAUAUUCAGUCAUGAUAAACAUCACGAGUCUUUGAUUUAAUCACACUGAAUAUGAAAGUUUAUUUUUGUAAAUAAAUCCUACAUUUUGGAAGCACCUUU